This is a messenger RNA of Gongylonema pulchrum, 1443 nucleotides long. NCBI's taxonomy places the organism in Eukaryota, Metazoa, Nematoda, Chromadorea, Rhabditida, Gongylonematidae. The record is from the annotation of a GenBank genome assembly.
AUGAGUGCCGUGGAGGUUGAGGCUUGUGUUGCAAUCCUAGAGGACCAUUUUGGACCACUGGUAUCUUACGUUGGAAAAGUGCUGCUCGGUGAAGCGGCAGUGUUAUCGAUCCUGUAUCAGAGAGUGCGUGGAACACUUGAUUUCGUGGAAUUGAAGCGGGCACUGAUUAUUCUUGCGCAGCACGGGAUUUUGCGAUUCGCCCAGGAUGAACGACAACGGGUAAUCUAUUCGACACAAACCAUUGAUGUUUUGCGAUUGUUAAGAGCUGCACGCUGUUCAUUUGUUGCAAAAACACUGUACGGAGAGAUUGCGGAGACCAUCUGUGAGGAACUGGUCAGCCAGGGUCGAUUGACGUGUUCAUCGUGUAUCAGGCGUGUUGCUGCUCGAUUGGAAGUGGACAUUGUCCAGGUGAAAAAUAUAUUUGCAAGACUUGCUGAAACACAGUUUGUGAUGAGAUGUCCCAAAGUUGAGAGCAAAUUUUGCGGAUGUCCUGUAUUUGUGCAGCACGUAGAUCCAUUUAUGGUGCCAGAUGCCAUAUUAGAAGCUGGAAAAAAAGAAAGAGUGAGUUUCCUGCAGAAGCACUUUACAUGCAUUCUUUUUCCAGACAGUCAAUCUCGAAAACGAAAACAUUCCGAGGAUCCGGAUGCUGAUAUCUACUGGUGCGUUAAUUUUUUGCGUUUUGAACGGUAUUUGCGUGAUGAAAUGGUCGUCAUGGCUUAUAAAUCUGGUGAUGCUUGCCAUGAAAACUGCAUCAAGGUGCUGCAGCUUUUACUGAAAGUAGCCGAACUGAAAGCUGAUUCAUCAGCCGCGUCAUCUUCUCCCAUAUCUAUCCAUGACGUUGUGCGAACUUCCAGUGCGAACAAUAUGGGCUUAGAGAAACAUGAUAUCAAGACAGCACUGCAGCUGCUUUGUGAAAGUAGCUGCAUUGUAAGAAAAGUGGGCGAAAGUUGUGGAGGCCUUUUUGUUAUCGAUUUCGAAAAAGCCAUAACUCUUCACUGUCAGAGGCAUAUUGAAUCAGCAAUUCGAGAAAAACUUGAUUUAAGAGCCGUGCGUGUCUUUCGUCUUCUCACCCAAAAGGGUUUUCUGGAGGAAGAUCACAUUGAAAAAUUAGCGAUGCUGUCGACAAAGGAGGCGCGUGAGCUGUGUUAUAAUUUGUUGGAGAAAGAGUUUGUUUUAAUGAAGCACGUGGCGAAAACGAAUGAUUUCGCACCGGCCCGUACAAUUUAUCUUUAUUAUGUUGAUCUCAGCGUUGUAGCGCACAAUUUAUACGUUUCAACUUGUAAGAUAAGUGAAGUGGAGGAGAUGUAUCUUACUCCUUCUGAUCGUGCUACCCUCGAGAAAUACCGGAAAGGACAGUUGGCACUAAUGUCCGCAGAGAUCGAGCUUGACCAUGAUUUACUCCUUUACAGUUUAUUCUUGAAGUUUGCGCGACGGAAACUUUGA